CAAUGAGAAUCGAGUUGGAAAAGGUUAUUUGUUUUCAUUACUUUUUCUAAAUGCAUAUAAACAUAAAAGUGCUGAUAGUAGAUUUUGGCAAGAUUUUAAUAGUUCAUAUGAAGAAGUUUUAAUUAAUGAAUUCAAAAGUCAGAUUAAAUAUUUAGAACUCUUAAAUCUUCUUGAUCCAAAUUGGAUAAAAGAAAAA
This is a messenger RNA of Racocetra persica, 196 nucleotides long. The record is from the annotation of a GenBank genome assembly. Lineage: Eukaryota; Fungi; Glomeromycota; Glomeromycetes; Diversisporales; Gigasporaceae.